Messenger RNA from Limulus polyphemus (Atlantic horseshoe crab), 1172 nucleotides. RefSeq names its product lactosylceramide 4-alpha-galactosyltransferase-like. Gene Ontology annotation, biological process: glycosphingolipid biosynthetic process. The coding region runs from base 50 to 1000 and encodes 316 amino acids. NCBI's taxonomy places the organism in Eukaryota, Metazoa, Arthropoda, Merostomata, Xiphosura, Limulidae. The record is from RefSeq and is a predicted model, not a curated record. Gene Ontology annotation, molecular function: hexosyltransferase activity. The transcript has 3 exons.
UAGGCUAGACUGCCAGAGUCGUGGAAGUUUCAGGAAUGGAUGGUGGAGAAUGUGUAUCGCCAUUUUAUCUGUUGGAGUUUGUGUUGGCUUAGGGGCUUGGAAUCUAUGGACAACAGCUCGAGAUACGUCGCAGAAAACAUUCAAUUAUAAAGAAUCAGAAAACAUAUUUUUCUCCGAAACUUCUGGAAGAUGCUACCUGACCACCAGAGAAUCAUGUAGUAUUGAAUCUGCAGCAAAACAUAAUCCAACUUCCCGGAUCCGAUUCAUCUACACUUGUAAUAACCUCAAGGAACUGAUAAAAGAUAAAGUUUUUCAAAUAAUCUAUCGUAUGAGAAACGUUGAGGCUGUACAACUGAACGUUCUACAAGAUUUCUCAGAAUUUCCCUUAGCUAAAUGGUAUCAGAGCGAAGACUUUGAGAAAACAAGGAAUAAGCCAGUAGGUUUGUCUGAUGGCUUGCGAUACACGUUAAUAAGAAAAUUUGGUGGCACAACCAUAGACACUGAUUGCGUUUCACGCAAACCGCUUCCUUCCUUAUCUGCUUUCGCAGGUUUCCAGUCUGGAUCGGUAGUAAAUGGCGCAGUAAUACGAGCUCAGAAAGAAAGUCCGUUUAUUAUCGAAUGCACGGAAAGGUUUGUCAGUGAGUACAGUCCGACCACGUGGGGCCACAAUGGACCUCGCUUACUUACUCAACUCUUCAAGGAAGCUUGUAAGAGAGAAACCAAACGCUAUUCCACUAACACCAAAUGUUACAAUGUUUAUCUCUUUCCACCUGCAGCGUUUUAUCCUGUUCAUUUUGCUGAUAGGAACUUGUUUUUUGACCCCAACGCUACUUCGCUCGUGCUGAAUCUUUGGAAGGAUAGUUACAUGGUUCACAUCUGGAACAAACUAGUUCACCGUAAGGAGUUUAAGUCCGGAGACGGGAGUCCAAUGGAUCAUCUCUAUAAGGAGAAUUGUCCAGCAACUUAUUCUUACAUUGUGGAUCGAGGUCCAGUAAACUAAAUAUUGAUUCCACAUCUACAAACAGUAUGCACAAAUAUACCUUUGAAAUGCACUUCAAAAACACCAACUUUAGUAAUUCAUCCUCAACUAUUCUGCACCAAACAAAAUGUUACCUUUCUUCAAUGUAAUUUGUAUUUUAGGGAAAACAUGCUUAAUAAAAGUUGUAGGUGAA